Molecule: messenger RNA, 3033 nt
Organism: Cygnus atratus (black swan)
Lineage: Eukaryota; Metazoa; Chordata; Aves; Anseriformes; Anatidae
Gene: SLC12A3
Product: solute carrier family 12 member 3
Exons: 25
Coding region: 1-3033 (1010 amino acids)
Biological process (GO): sodium ion transmembrane transport; cell volume homeostasis; chloride transmembrane transport
Cellular component (GO): membrane
Molecular function (GO): sodium:potassium:chloride symporter activity
Source: RefSeq, a predicted model, not a curated record
AUGUCUGAGCUGCCCUGCCCAGAGCCCCCCGCCCGCUGCAGAGGCCGCUUCACCAUCAGCACCCUGCUGGGCGUGGAGGAGGCCGGUUGGCCUCCCUGCGAGGCCGCGGGCUGCGAGGGCACCCACCUCUCGGGCAGCACCCUCUGCACCAGGACCUUCGGCUACAACACGGUGGACGUGGUGCCCGCCUACGAGCACUAUGCCAACAGCAAGGGCGUGGGCGAGGCCAGGAGGGGGAGGCCCUCGCUGGCCGACCUCCGCUCCAUCCUCAAGGUAAGGCCGAUCCCGAUGUCUCCCGGCUGUGCUCUCCACCGGGGCUCUGCCCAGGUGCCGGGCGGUGCUCGUGCUGGGUUGGCUCUGCACGAUGGCCUCCCCAGUGCCGACGAGGGGCCGGGUAGGGCCCCCGCACCGGAGCCCAUCCGCUUCGGAUGGGUGAAGGGCGUGAUGAUCCGCUGCAUGCUGAACAUCUGGGGAGUGAUCCUCUACCUGCGCCUUCCCUGGAUCACGGCCCAGGCAGGAAUCGCCCUGACGUGGCUCAUCAUCCUGAUGUCGGUGACAGUGACCACCAUCACCAGCCUGUCCAUCUCCGCCAUAUCCACCAACGGCAAAGUGAAGUCAGGGGGCACCUACUUCCUCAUCUCGAGAAGCCUCGGGCCAGAGCUGGGCGGCUCCAUCGGGCUCAUUUUUGCCUUCGCCAACGCGGUGGCCGUGGCCAUGCACACGGUGGGCUUUGCUGAAACCGUCCGGGACCUGCUGCAGGAGCACGACUCCCUCAUGGUGGACCCCACCAACGACAUCCGCAUCAUCGGGGUGGUGACCGUCACCGUGCUGCUGGGCAUCUCGCUGGCCGGCAUGGAGUGGGAGGCAAAGGCCCAGGUCCUGUUCUUCUUGGUCAUCCUGGUCUCCUUCGCCAACUACCUGGUGGGGACAGUGAUCCCGGCCACCACGGAGAAGCAAGCCAAGGGCUUCUUCGGCUACAGAGCUGACAUCUUUGCCCAGAACUUGGUGCCCAGCUGGCGUGGACCUGAGGGCUCCUUCUUCAGCUUGUUUUCCAUUUUCUUUCCAUCGGCAACCGGCAUCUUGGCUGGGGCCAACAUUUCGGGUGAUCUGAAGGAUCCUGCCGUGGCCAUCCCCAAGGGCACCUUGAUGGCCAUCUUCUGGACCACGAUGUCCUACCUGGUGCUGUCUGCUACGAUAGGUGCCUGCGUGGUCCGGGACGCCUCGGGCAGCCUGAACGACAGCGUGCCGGUGGGCUCGCCAGGCUGCGAGGGGCUGGCCUGCGGCUUCGGCUGGAACUUCACUGACUGUGCCCAGCGGCAGAGCUGCCCCUACGGGCUCAGCAACCGCUACCAGAGCAUGAGCAUGGUGUCGGGAUUCGGUCCCCUCAUCACGGCGGGGAUCUUUGGCGCCACCCUGUCCUCAGCGUUGGCCUGCCUCAUCUCAGCCCCCAAGGUCUUCCAGUGCCUCUGCGAGGACCAGCUCUACCCUCUCAUAGGCUUCUUUGGAAAGGGCUAUGGGAAGAACAACGAGCCCAUCCGUGGCUACGUGCUCACCUAUGUAAUCGCCGUCGGCUUCAUCCUCAUCGCCGAGCUCAAUGCCAUCGCCCCCAUCAUCUCCAACUUCUUCCUCUGCUCCUACGCCCUCAUCAACUUCAGCUGCUUCCAUGCCUCUGUCACCAACUCCCCAGGCUGGCGACCCUCCUUUCGGUAUUACAGCAAGUGGACCGCGCUCUUCGGCGCCGCCAUCUCGGUGGUCAUCAUGUUCCUGCUGACCUGGUGGGCGGCCCUCAUCGCCCUCGGCAUCGUCGUCUUCCUCCUGGGCUAUGUCCUCUACAAGAAGCCGGACGUGAACUGGGGCUCCUCCAUGCAAGCCAGCUCCUACAACAUGGCCCUGAGCUACUCGGUGGGGCUCAGCGAGGUGGAUGAGCACAUCAAGAACUACAGGCCCCAGUGCCUGGUCCUGACCGGGCCCCCCAACUUUCGCCCAGCACUGGUGGAUUUUGUGGGCACCUUCACCAAGAACCUCAGCCUGAUGAUCUGUGGCAACGUGCUGAUUGGCCCACGCAAGCAGAAGAUGCCCGAGUCCAGGCUGACGUCGGACGGCCACACCAGGUGGCUCCUCAAGAGGCAGAUCAAGGCUUUCUACACCAACGUGCUGGCUGAGGACCUGCGAAGCGGCGUCCAGAUGCUCAUGCAGGCUGCCGGCCUAGGGAAGAUGAGACCCAACAUCCUGGCGCUGGGCUACAAGAGGGACUGGCAGGUGGCCGCGCCGCAGAGCGUGGAGGAUUACGUGGGCAUCCUGCACGAUGCCUUCGAUUUCAAGUACGGCGUGUGCCUGCUGAGGAUGAAGGAGGGGUUGAACGUUUCCCGAGUGGUGCAAGCUCACACGGAUCCCGGGGAGUUGGCGGCCGAGCAGCAGGCGAGCACCAUCUUCCAGAGCCAGCAGGGCAAGAAAACCAUCGACAUUUACUGGCUCUUUGACGACGGAGGGCUGACGCUGCUCAUCCCCUACCUCCUCGGGCGCAAGAAGCGGUGGGGAAAAUGCAAGAUCCGGGUGUUUGUCGGCGGGCAGAUCAACAGGAUGGACGAGGAGAGGAAGGCGAUCGUGUCGCUGCUGAGCAAAUUCCGCCUGGGCUUCCAUGAGGUCCACGUGCUCCCCGACAUCAACCAGAAGCCCCGGCCGGAGCACAUCAAGAGGUUUGACGACCUGGUCGUGCCCUUCAGGCUGAACGACGGCUUCAAGGACGAGGCCACGGUGAGCGAGAUGAGGCACGGCUGUCCCUGGAAGAUAUCCGACGAGGAGCUCCACAAGCACAGAGCCAAGUCGCUCCGACAAGUGAGGCUGAACGAGAUCUUGCUGGAACACUCGCAGGACGCGGCGCUCAUCGCCAUCACGCUGCCCGUGGGCAGGAAGGGUGGCUGUCCCAGCUCCCUCUACAUGGCCUGGCUCGAGAGCCUCUCGCGGGACCUGAGGCCCCCCGUCGUCCUGACCAGGGGAAACCAGGAAAACGUCCUGACCUUCUACUGCCAGUGA